UGACCUGUCUUUCCGUCUUUUACAGCUGCAGUACACAGAUCACAUGUUGUCACCAGGUGUCCUACAUUACUGCGUCACACCUGCGGUGUGUCUGGUUAUUGACGUUAUAUAACCCUUUGCCACUGGUGCCAUAAUUUUGAUGAGAGGAGAUCUUGUAAGGCGCGGACGAGUCUCUAGAUAUUGCUCGGGGCCGGGAUAACGUUAUAACGUUCAGAAUCAGAGAAUUUUUCUUUAGGAACACGCACAGUUUACAUCCAGAAGAACAAUCAUGGCAGUUUCUGUGUUUGCCUGGCUGCGGAAGUACCUGACCGUAGAGCCUGUGAUGCUGCUGUACAUGACUGGUGCAUUCCUACAGUUCCCUAUACAGCAGCAACUGGUCUACCAGAAAGUCUGUGUCCAGACCUACAAUGACACCGUACUCUGCAGCAACAUAAGCGCACAUGAAACAGAGGAAAAGUUUGUGGAGACAGUGGCAUCUGGGUAUCUCCUGUACCUGAACGUUGCAAAUGUCAUCCCUUCGGUGCUGGUCCUGUUCUUCCUCGGAUCGUGGACCGACAAGUUUGGACGUAAAGCCGCAAUGGUCCUUCCCUCCAUCGGAGCCAUGAUAAGUGCUUCAAACCUCAUUAUUCAGUCAUAUUUUGUCUAUGCUGCAGUACCUUACCUCUUCAUUGGGUCCAUCGUGGCAGGCCUUACAGGAGGCUACGCCUGUGUCCUGAUGUCCACCUACACGUACAUAACAGAUGUAACAGACGACACCAUGCGCACAUGGAGGAUCGGCAUCGUGGAGGCCAUGACUGGUCUGGGGGCAACUAUUGGCUCCGCUUUGGGAGGAGUCAUGGUGGACCAACUUGGCUUCAUGUGGGUUUUCAUCCUGUAUCUUAUCUUGAAUAUCAUUUUGAUCGCCUACGUUGUGCUUUGGCUGAGAGAAACGGUACAGAAGAAGCCAGAAAACAUCCAGGACCAGCCAACUGGGAAGGUAAAUGGGCUGCUCAACAUUGAGAACGUGAAGAUGUGGGGGAGAGUCAUUUGUAAGCCGAGGGAGAAGAGAGGACGACUUCACAUCGUUCUCCUGCUCUGUGCAUUCUUCAUUAGCAUCAUAAUUUUCAUGGGCUGGAGUGACAUAGGGUUCCUGUUUGUGAAGUACCAGCUGGGAUCACAGUGGAGCAGCACCAUGUAUGGGACCUUCCUGGCUGUCAGUGGAAUACUGGCAUUCUUAGGACUUUCACUGUUCCUACCGUUGCUGUCACGUUUCCUGGGGGACACUAAGCUGGGCCAGGUGGGCAUGCUGUCCAGAGCAGCCAGCAACAUCAUGGUUGCCUUCACUACAACUGUUUGGAUGCUCUUCCUAGGUCCUGUAAUUGGAUUGUUUUCUGGGUUUGGUGCUGCCUCUUUACGAUCCCUUUUGUCAAAGGAAGUUGAACCCACAGAAAAAGGUGCACUAUUUUCUGUGGUGGCAUCAGUGGAGGUGCUAAGUCAACUGCUGGCCAGUGUACUGUUCAACAAUCUGUAUCCCGCCACCCUCAGCUUCUUUCCUGGCUUCUGCUUCGUACUGAUGGGGGGAGUUAUGAUCAUUCCUAUGAGUAUACUACAGUGGCUUGAGAUGGACAUUAAGCGUACCAGGUCCUACUCCACCCUUCAGGAGGAAGGAACUGAGUUGGAUGGAUCUCCUGAUGUCAGACUAUCUCAGGACUUACAGGCCUCUCCACAGUCCCCAGCACAUCAACAAUCUGAACCAGAAAUAUCCAAUGUCACAUGCUAGUGUCUAGAGAAAAUGUAGAUACCCAAUAUUUUGUGCUAUAAAUUAUUUUGAUUUACUUUUAAGCCCUUUAUUUAAAUGUUUGUUGUUAUAAGUUUUAGCCAGAAUUCAUGGGUUGUAAUUAUUUUCACUUUUUUUCUUGCACUGUUAUGAUUUCUAUCAGUAUUUUUUGUAUAUUGGUGUAGAAGUUAUUUCGUUACACCAGUGGCUAUAAUAUAAUCUCCCAAGCCAUCAACCAAUAUGAAUGAUGUGGUGCAUCUUUUGUAAACAAUUACAGGGAUUGUGGAAAAACAAAGGAACCACUGAUGUUGUCUAUAAUUUGCGCCAUAUCAAGUCGUAAAGGCAGGCAACUGUAUUUUUUACAUUUCGAUGAGAACAAGCCUAUAAUCAAGAAAGUGACCCUCUGAUAAUCAACUGUCUUACCCUACCAGUAGUCAACAGGGGUCAUCAACCACUAAAAUUGAUGAGAAAUGAGGCAAAAUCAAAGAUUGUUGAGACCAUGUUUGAUUGUAUCUGCAUCUGCAUAUAUACCCCCAAAUGACCCCGCGAGGGGCAAAAGUAGGGGGGGGAGCUGAGGCUCCCGGGUUAGGGCGGGCAGGCCGCCUGCCUGGCACGGAAGUGCUCAACGUUGGGAGCGCUUACAACCGUGCCAGGCAGGGCAUUCCACUCGGGAAUUGUGCGUGGGGAAAAAAGAGUGUUUGUAGAUGUCGGUGCGUGAAUAUGUCGGUGCGUGUUGGUGCGUGCGAUUGUAUCUCAGCUACAGUAUAAUAAAAUCUUACCAUG
Molecule: messenger RNA, 2539 nt
Organism: Branchiostoma floridae (Florida lancelet)
Lineage: Eukaryota; Metazoa; Chordata; Leptocardii; Amphioxiformes; Branchiostomatidae
Product: solute carrier family 46 member 3-like
Exons: 8
Coding region: 269-1759 (496 amino acids)
Biological process (GO): transmembrane transport
Cellular component (GO): membrane
Molecular function (GO): transmembrane transporter activity
Source: RefSeq, a predicted model, not a curated record